Symbiodinium natans is the source of this 501-nucleotide messenger RNA. Lineage: Eukaryota; Dinophyceae; Suessiales; Symbiodiniaceae. The record is from the annotation of a GenBank genome assembly.
AUGGUAUUGGUUUAUGCCUUCGUUGGAGGUGAGCUGGCUCUUUUUUUCUGGCUGGGCACCGCGGCCAGAGGUGCUUGUGGCCCGAUGGCUGCGAAGCUUGCGGGCAAUUUCUUGGGCAAGACCCUGAAGCUUCAAGCAGAGUAUGGCCUACUCUUCCUGAUGAUCGGCGCUGUCGUCGAUGGACUGACCACUGGUGCGCAAGGCGAUCAUCUGCUUCGCUGGACCAUGCUCGGUUUCGACAUCGGCACGGCCGCUCACAUGCUCGCAAUCUGGAGGUCCCCACAAGCAAUGGCCGAGCAGCUAUGCCAGCAAGUAGCCGCGGAUGUCUCGGGAGCGGUGCGGGCAACUUUGACCCAGCACGUGCAGGCGCGGAAUGAGCAACGGCAGGCGCAGCGGGCGCAGCAGCAGGCCGAGCAGACCGUGCAGACCAGCGGGGAGCAGCCCCAGGAUAAGGAGGCAGAGACCGAGAAGGAUCAGAAUGCCCAAGGCGAGCAGGUCUGA